AUGGGCAUCAGGCGGUCCUUAUGGAUGAGCAUCAGCAGCUAUCUGGAAGGACGUACACAGAAGAUUUAUCUGACAUUCAUUCGCCCCUCACUGGAGUAUGCCAGCCCUGUGUGGGGAGGGCUACCGAAGUACCUCUCCGACAUGUUGGAAAAAGUUCAGAAGCGAUGUCUGAGACUGAUCGGAAUUCCUGCGGACUCUUUGCCUUCACUGUCCAGUAGACGUGACCUUGCUACGCUCAGUACUUUGCGCAACACACUCCAGGACAGUAGUUCUCCUCUGAACGAGUUCAUUGCCCCACCUCAGAACAAUUGCUAUAACCUCCGUCUCGAAGGGCGCUAUCGGGCACUGACAAAGAGUAAGACCAAGAGACAUGAACUCUCAUUUGUUCCUAGAGCAAUGAAAUUGCUCUAUCAAGAUGGUGACUCUGUGGCGAUAGGUCACUAG
This is a messenger RNA of Branchiostoma floridae (Florida lancelet), 444 nucleotides long. RefSeq lists its product as uncharacterized. The record is from RefSeq and is a predicted model, not a curated record. The transcript has 2 exons. Bases 1 to 444 code for a protein of 147 amino acids. Lineage: Eukaryota; Metazoa; Chordata; Leptocardii; Amphioxiformes; Branchiostomatidae.